CAAGAAGCUCAGGAAGGCAGCGCGCUGACCAAAGCGGUGACGGAGCGGUGAUGCAGCUGGAGCUCAGCCUCGCACCGUCAUGUGUUCUAACGUCUGCAGAAAGACGAGGAAACUUUUUGUAAACAGUCGGAGGAGAAGCUAGACUGAUGCCUGCGCCUGUCAGGUUUUGUUUUGUCGUUGACAGAAGCAGGUGUGGGUUUGGCCAUUCCACGUCUCUAACAGACGGUUCUCGUCAUCUCAACACAUCUUGGAUUAUUCCCCCGUUUCACCUUUUGUUGCCUCUGUCUGCUUGCUGAGAUCGACACUUGUUCGGUCGCAAUAAUGGAUCUUAUCACCCAAAGUCUGUGCCUUUGAGGUGUAGGAGCUCCAGCGGGGCCCAGCCUCUGCAUCUGAGGGAGACGAGGCCGCUCCCACCUGGGCCGCAGGACUCCUCUGAAACUGGUGGUCUCGGUCUCGCAGAACGUCUCCGUGUCGGGAUCAGGACGAGACAGGGGCGGUUUUUCUGACGCGAAGCAGAGACGGAGAAGUCCCAGUGGGCACAUUUCGCCCUGCCCUCUGCCCUCCACUGCCAUGACGACUGCUGUACAACCCAGUGAACUGGUGUUUGAGUUUGCCAGCAACGGGAUGGACGAAAUCAAUCAGCUGGACGAUCCGUCAGUAUUCCCAGCUGUGAUCGUGGAGCAGGUGCCAACAGCAGAUCUGCUGCAGGUCUACUCAGGCCUGGAGUCAGAUGAAGUGACCAAUGGAAUCAUGGUGGACUCCACGCUCCACGUGGUGGAAGAACCUUCCAUCCUGACAGGAGGCGUGGACCUCUCAGAAACAACCGUCUCCGGAGCAGAAGACAGCAUGGAAACAAACGAAGCCGCUGCAGCUCUUCUCAACAUGGAGUCUCCAAACAACAUUUUGGAUGAGAAGCGUAUGAUCCACACUUACAGCACUCUUCUGGAGUCAGAGCUGACUUACACCCCACUGAGACCGGACCAGAUGGACAACGUUGCCCUUGACGUGUCAUUAGACGAGGACACCUCAUCCAUGGACGACAAUCCUCAAAAGUUUUCGCUGAAACCUCAGAAAAAAACCAAAGUGCGAAAGCCGCGGGCGGUGCGUCCCUGCUCUCCCAUCACCACCCCUAACCUGCCUCUUAGGAAAAAGAGCAAAGAGGGAAAAGGGAACACCAUCUACCUGUGGGAAUUCCUGCUGGCCCUGCUGCAGGACAAAAACACCUGUCCCAAAUACAUCAAAUGGACUCAGAGAGAGAAAGGCAUCUUCAAGCUGGUGGACUCCAAAGCGGUUUCAAAGCUGUGGGGCAAACACAAGAACAAGCCCGACAUGAACUACGAGACCAUGGGGAGAGCUCUCAGAUAUUAUUAUCAGCGAGGCAUCCUAGCUAAAGUGGAGGGACAGCGGCUGGUUUAUCAGUUUAAAGAGAUGCCGGCCGACCUGGUGGUCAUCGAGGACGAGGACGCGGGAGCUGACACCAACUCUGCCUACGGGAACCAGAGAGCCUCCAACGGCCGAUCGGUGGUCCGAGGUGGGUCCAAAGCCCAAACUAGAGCUCAAGGAAACAACCAAGUCACAGAGAGAGCCAUGAAGCAAGAGCCAAACGAUGAAUGUUUGUACCACGAUGCCGGCAGCGGACAGGUUGAGCAGCUCCUCCAGUCAGUUCAUAUUCUGCAGGACGGCCAAGUCCAACAAUCAGCAUCUGUCAUGAGGUCCAUCAGCACUCCUGUAUCUGUUCCCAUGGUGCUGACAUCUUCUGGCUCUCUGGAGUCCGUUCCUCUCACCACAGUUCUUGCCAAUGGGGACUCCAGUGACUCCUCCCCUCCCCGGGUCAUUCUCCACACCGUCCCCUCCACAGCAGCAGGUGGGAAAGAUGUGCUCACCAUCCAGGCGGCGUCUCUCGCAGGCGGGGUCAACAGCUUGCAGGACGACCUCCCACAGCAACUUCUGUUCACCAGUUUGGGGACCGCCAUCUCCUCCUCCUCCUGCACCUCCCCGGCAGGAGUCAUUAGUUCCGCCGCUUCCAACCUCAACUGCAUCCCCCGCCUCGUCACCAUCAACACCACCAACGGGCAGACCAUGGUGGCGCAGCAGCCGGGGACCGUCAUCGCCACCGUGCUGAAAUCCAGCGACCUCUCUGGGCUGCAGAUCAAAGAGGAGAUGCUGGACCCUAGCUACUUUCAGUCCAUGGUGAACGGCGAUCCGUCUCUGGCCAUGCACACGUUUGACAAAGAAGACAUGGAGAUGGGUGAGGCGGAGCUUCACUAUAGGACUGUGAUCAUCGAUUCGAGUCAAAGCCAGGGGCCGAGUGGGACUGUAGUUAAUGGACAUUCCUCCCAAAGAAGCAGCCCCAGUGUGGGCCUUACCCCGGUUGAGGAGCUGGAGGUGCGCGGGGAGAUGUCCCUGCAACCGGAGCAAGGAGUCAAAUGCCUACAGGAGCUGCCUGUGUCUGUUCAAUUGCCUGCAAACUUUAUCCAGGUAAAAACAGAGCCUGCCGAGGCUUAGAGCAGCUAGACUCUUUGGCACAAACCGAACCGAAAGAAAACAACAGCUGGAUCCAUUUCCAUCUUUUACUUCUGUCUCCAAUCUUUAAGUACCAGAAGUGAGGGAUCAUGCAGCAUAUUGCUCCAAAAGUCACUCAGACCAGACUCGCAAUUGAAUGUUUACUCACAUACACUGUGACCACGUGCCUAAUUAGAAAAAUCAAGAGAACAAUAAGUUUGUUUUCUAAGAUUUCUGUUUUUUGGUUAGAUGUAGAAUCAUAUUCUGUAAACCCAAACAGACAAAAAUAAAGAAACGCAGAACACACCGUCAAACAAACAGAAGAAAAAGAAGGUAUCCCUGCCUGCCAUGUGCCACCUCCUUCAUUUCCUUCAUCACUGCUUCAAGAGGAGAGGGCAACAACCCCAAACCAGUGACUGAAUGCCAAACAACCAAACCGUGGACGUGUGCGUUCUCCUUCGCCGUACAGGUUCCUGCUCUUGGGAUGGACGGACAUCGACCUGUCUUCUGUUAAAAAAACGCUCACGUCAAUCGGAGAGUGCCUUACAGGAAGCUCAGAAAGAAAGCAAAAGAUGUUGCUUGAUACUCAAGAACUUACUAUGCAUUUAUUUUGAUAUAAACAGAGCAGGUAUGCAUAUACUGUCUAUUAGCCUCGGCCUUAAAACACUGCGUUGCCCUGGAAACGGUCAUAUUGUUUGAACCAAGGACAGCGCAGCAUCAGAACUGUGUAUAUUCAGACUGCAGGCACAUUCAGAUGGGGAGUGGAAAAGAUAAAAAAAAAAUGAAAAAAUAAUGUACUUCUGCUUUUAAAGGCUCAGAGGUUUAAAUCCUGUUUAUAUGACGUAUAGAAUAUAUCUAUAAAUGUAUGGAAAAAAAUACACCUGUAUGUACACAUAUAAUAUGCAACUGAGAUUGAAUUUUGAGGCCACAAGAAAUGUAUUUAUUUUGUGAAUUCCUAAAUUCUGUACAAAACGGCACAUUUUUUAAAAAUAUUAUUGAGGAAAAUCACAGUAAAUAUGAACCAGGAAUCGUUGGUAGAUUUAGUCCUUUUUUAUGUAAAGCCGCCUUCUUUCACUUGUAUAGCCUUCUAUGUAAUCACCCUUCACAUUCUCUUGAAUUUUGGACUUCUUGUUAUUCUCUAGAUAUAUUUUCUUGUAAAUAUCCUCUGAUUUAAAGAUACCACUGAAUGUGCUUUCUGUUCUUACUUCCCAGCAGACAUACCUCCCUGAUCUUUUUGAAACGGACAUAAUAGAUGCAUUUUUUGUAUUUAAGAAAAAGAUUCAGUCAGUACUGUAGAUGUUUGAUGUGUCAUCUUUAGUUUUUUUUUUUCAUUUAUGGAGCAAAAAAACCCCCAGAACCUGCUGAGUUUUUAUAUAUAAAAAAAACCCUUCCUCCUCUACUGCACCUGUCUCACCUCACCUUUGCGCUUUCUUUAUCUGCUGUCCCACUUGGUUAAAAAGCUCUUGGGCCAACUGUUCGAUUGGCCCCCUGAUCCCGUGGGGUGUGAAGCCAUAUUGAUCCUGAGCGGUAUCAGGGCUAAAUUGGUUGUACUUUCCAUCCAGACGGCAGCAGCAGAGGGAGGACGCUCAAACAAACUGAGCUCCAACCGUUCAGGACUUAAACGCUUCUUCAGCAGCUCAAACAUCUGCAGGUCCUCUGAGUCCAUGCUUGGUCUUUACCAACAACUAUUAAACAGGCUUUCAGUUUGAGUUUAUUUUUGUUUUUAUUUUUUUGACUGUAUAUAUUCUAGAAAAAUUUGUCCCUGAAAGGCUGGGGAGGUAUGUCCACUGCCUGUGUUUUUUCUUCUUUUGUGUUCGGUUCCUUUAUGCUGAAUUUUAGAAUAGAUUUUUAUGAAAAAUAAGUCAAUAUAAUUAAAAAAAAAAGCAAACAUUUUCCCUGUUUCCUCCGUAUUUUGUUUUCUUUUUAUUUAUUUUGUCUUGUUGCAAGUGUGAGACGCAGAUAAAAUGUUACGCAGAGAUUCCUUCUGAAAAUUCAACCAGAGGAAAAAAAACGAAUUAAAUCAAACCUGGAAAC
Molecule: messenger RNA, 4536 nt
Organism: Oryzias latipes (Japanese medaka)
Lineage: Eukaryota; Metazoa; Chordata; Actinopteri; Beloniformes; Adrianichthyidae
Gene: elf1
Product: E74-like ETS transcription factor 1
Biological process (GO): cell differentiation; regulation of transcription by RNA polymerase II
Cellular component (GO): nucleus
Molecular function (GO): DNA-binding transcription factor activity, RNA polymerase II-specific; sequence-specific DNA binding
Source: RefSeq, a predicted model, not a curated record